GUGCUGCAAUCGAAGCCGGUGAGCAUGGUGGUGCAGUGGAGCGAGGUGCGCACCGCGUGGCAGGACAGCGACUUCAUCACCGAGUGUCUGUGCUGGCACAACGUGUACCGGCAGCGGCACGGCGCGCCGCAGCUCUACAUGGCACCUGAGCUAUGCGACUAUGCCCAAGCGUGGGCCAACCACCUCGCGCACACGAACAAGUUCCACUACAGGAACGACCGGGACGUGGGGCAAAACCUCUAUCAGAGACCGGUCAGCGCGCUGCAGCCUGAUGUCACAGGUCAGGAGGUGUCCUCCUACUGGUAUGCCGCCGUCAAGCAGUACAACUUCUUCAAGGAGCCUGAUGUUCUUCACGCUAAUGUUAAUGCAGGUCACUUCACCCAGAUGGUGUGGGUGGCGACACGGUACUUCGGCGUGGGCAAAGCUCGCUCCCGGGCGGGCAAGGUCAUCGUGGUCGCGAACUACUCCCCCCCGGGGAACAUGUCGGGCCAGUUCGAGACCAACGUGCUACCGCCGUUGCCAGAGAACUUUCCAGAAAUACCAGCCCCGCCCGAGCACUGACGACGGCUUUCCAUACGUGGCAGAAGGCUGAAGAUUGAUGCCACGUACACC
This is a messenger RNA of Manduca sexta (tobacco hornworm), 612 nucleotides long. Its product is annotated as Golgi-associated plant pathogenesis-related protein 1-like. Lineage: Eukaryota; Metazoa; Arthropoda; Insecta; Lepidoptera; Sphingidae. The record is from RefSeq and is a predicted model, not a curated record. Gene Ontology annotation, cellular component: extracellular region. The transcript is spliced from 4 exons. The annotation marks the transcript as partial.